Messenger RNA from Australozyma saopauloensis, 1050 nucleotides. It is a transcript of the gene GBP2, whose product is annotated as single-stranded telomeric DNA-binding/mRNA-binding protein. Gene Ontology annotation, molecular function: mRNA binding. Gene Ontology annotation, cellular component: nucleus; ribonucleoprotein complex; cytoplasm. The transcript has a single exon. NCBI's taxonomy places the organism in Eukaryota, Fungi, Ascomycota, Pichiomycetes, Serinales, Metschnikowiaceae. The record is from RefSeq and is a predicted model, not a curated record. The coding region runs from base 1 to 1050 and encodes 349 amino acids.
AUGUUUGGUCUGGGAGGUCGCAUUGUUCACGCCGGAGUCAUAAGCAACAAGGGACGCUCCAGAGGAAUGGCUUACGUGGAGUACGAUAGUAAGCGCGACGCCGACGAGGCCAUCCGUAGAUUUGACCGCACAACUUUCAUGGGACGUGAGAUCUUCGUCAGACAGGACCAGCCUCCUCCAUCCGAGAGAAGAAGAGAGAGAGACGACAGAGACCGCGGCCGCAGAGAGGACUCGAGAAGAAGCGAUAGAAGAGAUGAGCGUCCGCCACGCGAGCGCAGGGAGAGAUUCUCCAAUGAAGCUCCAAGACCGGGCACUGAGGUCUUUGUCGGUAACUUGCCGUUCAGCACCACAUGGCACACAUUGAAGGACAUGUUCCGCGAAGCCGGAGAUAUCAUCCGCGCUGACGUCAUGACCAACAAGUUCGGCAAGUCUCGUGGUUUCGGUACUGUUGUCUUCAGCAACGCUGACGAUGCCGACAACGCCGUCGCCAAGUUCCAAAACUAUGUUCUCGAAGGAAGAACUCUCGAGGUUCGUCACGGAAAAGAACCUGGCGAGAGAAGAAAACCUGCUUUCACCAACACCGAAUUCACAGACGGUGUGUAUUCCAACGGUAACCCUUCCAACACUAUCUACGUUGGCAACUUGCCUUUCAUCACUACUCAGACCGAUUUGUUCGAGUUGUUCGAGACCAUUGGCCGUGUGACCCGCGCCGAAGUUCAGUACAAUGAUGGUGGCAGACCCAGCGGAAACGCUGUCGUCGAGUUUGAGCUGCAGGAGUUAGCAGACUUGGCAAUCAAGAACUUGGACCUCUACAACUACGGUGGAAGAGAAUUGAACAUUACCUUCGCUCUGUUCCCACAGCGUGCUGCUACCCAAGAUGAAUACAUGGAAGAGGACAGCGCUCCAGCAGAGGGCUUUGCUCAGGAAGCUGCUGUUCAAGAGGCACCUGCUCAAGAAUUCGCUCCUCAGGAAAAUGCUGCUCCAAUUCCUCAAGAAGAGGCCCCCCAAGAGGAUGCUACUGCUAUUGAGGCAGAUGCUCCAACUUUGUAA